Alternaria conjuncta is the source of this 534-nucleotide messenger RNA. RefSeq lists its product as uncharacterized. Gene Ontology annotation, cellular component: membrane. Gene Ontology annotation, molecular function: malate transmembrane transporter activity. The transcript is spliced from 3 exons. Gene Ontology annotation, biological process: malate transmembrane transport. NCBI's taxonomy places the organism in Eukaryota, Fungi, Ascomycota, Dothideomycetes, Pleosporales, Pleosporaceae. The record is from RefSeq and is a predicted model, not a curated record. Bases 1 to 534 code for a protein of 177 amino acids.
AUGUCUACAUCCCCAAACACCGACGGCACGACCCCUUCGUCAAAGCCAGAGAUGCUCCACCAAGAGCACAAACAACCAGACCGCAAAAUCGGUUUACGCUCACGCCUUAAACACUUCACAUUCGCCUGGUUCCUCUCAACAAUGAGCACAGGCGGUCUCGCCCUCGCCAUAGCAGAAACACCGCAUCAAUUCCCCGGCCUCCACCAAAUCGGCCUAACCCUCUUCAUCCUAAACAUCGCUCUCUUCCUCCUCCUCUGCACCUGCACAGCCCUCCGCUUCCUCUACCACACUUCCCACUUCCUGACUUCCUUCCUCCACCCAUCCGAAUCCUUCUUCGCCGGGUCCUUCUACCUCUCCCUCAGCGUCAUCCUCGCCGGCAUCCAAACCUACGGCAUCACCCACGGCCCCGCCUACCCCUGGCUCAUCGACGCCGUCUACUUACUCUACUGGAUCUACGCAGGUGCUUCCCUCGCAAACUCCGUGUUCCAGUAUUGGAUAGUGAUUCAAAGGGGAAAGGGUAUUCGGCCAUGUUGA